Peniophora sp. CBMAI 1063 is the source of this 594-nucleotide messenger RNA. The record is from the annotation of a GenBank genome assembly. Lineage: Eukaryota; Fungi; Basidiomycota; Agaricomycetes; Russulales; Peniophoraceae.
AUGCCAUCUGCGCUGAUCUUGAUUGCCAAUGGCACGGAGGAAAUGGAGUUUACCAUCACAUAUGACACUCUCGUACGCGCGGGAGUACAGUGCACUUCUGCUUUGAUUCAUCUAGACGGUACUACUGGCGGAUCCGAGUACGCUGAAUGUUCUCGUGGUGUACGCAUCAUUCCGGACAUCGAAGAGAAAGAUCUGCCUGUCGACGUCGUUGGAUCCUAUGACGCUAUAAUCAUCCCCGGAGGCGCUAAGGGUGCGGAGACGUUAUCCCAGAAGCCGGUCGUGCAGACACUUAUCAGAGGAUUCUACGAGAAGAAAAAGAUUGUCGGCAUGAUUUGCGCUGGUAGCCUGGCUGCGCUCACGUCUGGACUACCCAACCAACCACUGACUUCACAUCCAUCGGUAAAGGAACAGCUUGACCGGGCCUUCGCCUAUCGCGAGGAUUCAGUCAUUGUGUCAAAUAACUUGAUAACCAGUCGCGGGCCAGGUACCGCGUUCCCCUUCGCCUUCACACUCGUCGAGAAGCUGUGCGGUUUGGAGAAGCGCAAGGAAGUUGUCGGCCCUAUGGUAUUCCCAUCGUCAGCCUCCUGGGUCUGA